This is a messenger RNA of Babesia bovis T2Bo, 1528 nucleotides long. RefSeq names its product Nucleosome assembly protein (NAP) family protein. Bases 142 to 999 code for a protein of 285 amino acids. Gene Ontology annotation, cellular component: nucleus; chromatin. Gene Ontology annotation, biological process: nucleosome assembly. NCBI's taxonomy places the organism in Eukaryota, Apicomplexa, Aconoidasida, Piroplasmida, Babesiidae. The transcript has a single exon. Gene Ontology annotation, molecular function: chromatin binding; histone binding. The record is from RefSeq and is a predicted model, not a curated record.
AAAUAUCAGUAUUAAAUAUGUAACAACGAUUGCAGUAUCGAAUGUUAAAAGGGAGGACCGGGAUGAGCCGGGAAUCUAUAAUGCUAUGGGCAUGACGCAGCAAUGGACGCAUGAGAGGAGCGUUUGUAUAUCGCACACACUAUGGAUAAAAGCUGUGAAAACAUUCGAGAGGUUCUUCUCGACAUACAGCGACAGGAACAUGAAGCCCUUGAUGAUUUUAACCGGCAGUAUACCACCCUGGUAUCGCAGUUCAAUGAUACUAUCAACGAACUUGCAGAUAAACGGCGGAAAAUGCUUAUGGAUCCCACUGCGCUACAGGCAACCCUUAAAGCUACUUUAACUGAUGUAGAACGGUGCUUUAGUGAAAUGUCAUUAAGGGAAAUAUCAGGAGCAUGUCGACCUGUAGAUGAACGAUACCAAUCUCAUGGUACCAUAGCUUGGCCCAGAUUUUGGCUGUAUGCACUCCUAGGUUGCAAAAUAACACGAAAGCGUAUAUCUAGUUUUGAUAGGCAUAUUCUAGUGUAUCUGCGUGAUAUAAGAUGCCAUAUUAUAGCUGAUGAAGCAGCAUCGGAUGCAUUCGAGAUUGAGAUGGAAUUCGCCGAAAAUCCAUUUUUCUGUAAUACUUCACUUAAACGUCGCUUUUUAUUAGAUAAGGAAGGUGCCGAACCGUACGCAACACCUAUAGACUGGAAGAGUUCUGCAGAAGAGCUUGCUGAGGAACUUCCUUCAUGCGAUUCAGACUUUGAAUAUGACGAUUACAAUGAUAGUUCCACGGCGUAUGUUAGCAUGUUAGACUUCUUCCAGCCAUUCAAGGAUAAUGUUGAUGAUAUUAACAUGGGACUGGCUAUAAAGGAGAAAAUUUCACGUGACCCUCUGAAGUAUGUGUUGAUAUAUGAGAGCCUGAGGAAGGGUGAGCCAGUUGAAGAAAGCGAUGAUGAGGAAGAAAGUGGAACCUCGAAUGAGCCCGGUGGCAGAUACCCAUUUUCAUGGCUAUUUUAAUAUAAUGUAACUAUCAACCUAGUUAUUGUAAAAGCGCCAUACACGUAGGUAUCCAUCCUUCCCUCCUGUGACUAAUAAGCUGCCUUGUUGGCGCAAAGAAUCGCGAACAUCCUUUUCCAAGUCACGUACAAGGCGCCCAUUUUUUAGAAGCGAUGGGUUGGAGAAACUAACCGUUGUCAAGGGUCCAGAGUGUGCUUUCGGGACCUUAAUGAGGGACUUGGGGUCUGAUAUGGACCAGCAGCACAGUGUACCAUCACUGCUUCCACAUAAAACAAACUCUUCACAUGGAUCCAAUGUGCAGUGUAUGCGAUAGCUUUCACACGUGUGUCCCUGGUAUGUGGUUAAAAUAUCACCACGCUCUACCAGUGCGAUUGUGUUAUUCAAUAUCGACGCUACGUAGCAGUCGUCGAUAGCCGUGGAUACAUAAGUGCUGGAUAGCAAUGGCAAGGUACACUCAUAACCUACUUGACGACUGGCUUCUCGAGGUAAUCGGUCUUCAACAAACCUUUACGCAAAUCAUAUGAGCGUA